Bathycoccus prasinos is the source of this 615-nucleotide messenger RNA. RefSeq lists its product with no specific name. Bases 1 to 615 code for a protein of 204 amino acids. The record is from RefSeq and is a predicted model, not a curated record. The transcript has a single exon. Lineage: Eukaryota; Viridiplantae; Chlorophyta; Mamiellophyceae; Mamiellales; Bathycoccaceae.
AUGUUUUCUGUCGCGCAAUCUUCAAACAUCGUCGGCACGACGCAAAAAGUUGUCGUUCACAAAGCCAAGAAGGUGAAAUCCUCCUCCAAAUCCAUCCUCCGAUGCUCGGCCCAAAAGGAGGAGACGGAAGAAAAGAGAUCUUCGUCUUCCUUGCAACAAGCCGCCGUCGCGACCGUGUUGUCCGUGUCCAUGCUCGCGCAACCGGCGUUUGCGGCGUCUGAAAUCGCCCAAUUCGCCGCGGGUGAUUCCAAGGCUGCCGCGGAUGCGUUGUUGGCGGAGUACACCCAGAAAAGAGCGAUCGUCCAACAAGCGCCAAAGACGAAGAGUUUAGCCAAAGGCGGUAAGAAGGCGAAGAAGGAAGCCGCGGCGCCGAAGGAAAGUGGCGGCGGGUUUUCCUUGCCGUCGUUCUCCUUGCCGUCUUUGCCGUCCCCGGGCGCUGGUAAGGAGAAGGCUGCGCCAGCCGCGAAAGCGGCGCCGGCCCCGGCGGCUGCCAAGGAAGGCGGCAGCGGCAAGUUGAUUGCCGUGUGCUUGGUGUUGUUCUCGCCGUUGGUUUUGGUCCAAGUCGAGUCUUUCAAGACUCUCGCGAGAUUAGCUAAGCAAAAAGCGGGCAACUAA